Molecule: messenger RNA, 7969 nt
Organism: Cavia porcellus (domestic guinea pig)
Lineage: Eukaryota; Metazoa; Chordata; Mammalia; Rodentia; Caviidae
Gene: Qprt
Product: quinolinate phosphoribosyltransferase
Exons: 5
Coding region: 6610-7692 (360 amino acids)
Biological process (GO): NAD+ biosynthetic process; quinolinate catabolic process
Cellular component (GO): cytoplasm
Molecular function (GO): nicotinate-nucleotide diphosphorylase (carboxylating) activity
Source: RefSeq, a predicted model, not a curated record
GCCCUCCUCUGGAAAAUCCUUUUCCUCUGGCCUCUCAUCUACUCUGUUCCCACUUCUGCCUUCAUCUGCCCUGGAGGGAUCCCCAGAGAUCGCUUUGGCCUUUCUCCUUCCUUGUUGGGUCAACAGUGAGCUCUGGGGAAGAAAGGGGCCUUGAGCCCUGGGAGAAGGCCUAAGAAAGCCUGUUUUCCGGGAUACACACAGAGCCGGUAGUGGGGGGCUGGAUGGAGGAGCAGCUCCGGACUCUGCCCCCUGCUGCCUGCUGGCUGCCUGCUGGCGGGUCAGUCAGGAGCAGCAGAGACAAAGUCCAGUUGCAUCUCUGAUGUUGGGGGGAGGGGCUGGGGUCCUCAAUCCGAGGAAGUGAGCUGGUGUGUGCAGAGAGGCCAGGCUUGGAGUCACAGGGCCCCAAUGGGACAGGUCUGAGGCCUCAGGCCCAUCCCUGAGCUCUCAGAGCCUCAUUUUCUUGUAUCAGUAAAAAUGACAGCAAUAUUCCCUGCGUGAAAGGCCAUCAGAAAGAUAGAUGAUGGGGACGCGUCUGGCCAGGCCUGGGUGCAGGAGGCCCUUUGCUGAGCUCAUAUCUCCUUCCCCAGGCUGGACCUUUCUGUUGGAGUGUCUGUGAGCUCCACUUACUUGGUGGUGGCGCCUGCUCCAGGGGUCCCCUGCAGGAUGCCCCUCUGGGCACCUUUCACUUCCUUGGUGACUUUCUCUUUUGAAGUAAUGCUGGCCUGGCCUGACUCCCAGCUGCUCAGGCACUGGCAUGUUACUGAAUCUGCAGGAUCCAGGUCUCCACAUCUGGAAAAUGGAACUGGCUUUAUGGGGCUCGAACUGAUUCUUUAGGGCUGGGCUUCUUUACUUGGGAACACAUGGGUGGGCCUUGGGGGAGCACCACAACCCCAAAAUGUAUAUAUGAAGUUAUGUCUUUGUGAGAAAGUGGCAAUGCAUUUUUCUAAGAAAGAGGUCUAUGAUUUUCAUAAGAUCCAUAUUCUUAAGAGUAAAUGAAUCUGGGGUACAGUGUCAGAUGCCUGUAUCCCAGCUACUCAGGAGGCCAAGGCAGGAAGAUCUUAAAUUCUAGGUCAGUACAGACAACUUAGCAAAACCCUGUUUCAAAAUAAAAGAUAGAAAAGGCAUGCAGAUGUAGUUCAGUGUGAGACCCUGGGUGUGUCCCCAGUACUGCCGAGCAAAAAAAAAAAAAAGUAAAUAAAGCCCCCCAACAUCAAGGAUGCUUGUCAGAGAUACCCUACCUCUGACUCCCAUCACAUACAGUACUUUAGAAAAAGAGGUCAGUGCUGGAAACCCGAGUUUAGGUGUCAGCCCUGCUACCUGCUAGAUGUGUCUUAAAUGAGAAUGCUUAGUCUCUGCGUGCCUCAGUUUCCUUACUGAUAAAGUAGGAAUGGUGCCUUCUCGCUGCACUGUGGGGAAGCGCCUGGCACACAGAGCCUGGCCCUGGCCUGCAGCAGUGAGGUUGGUGAUGCCACCUCCUCACUUCUGCUACCUGAGCUCCCUCCCAGCUGCAUUUCGGAAACCUGUGUCCCUGGCCCCUUCCUGAUCAUCAAGCUCAGUCUUGUGCCUCCAGCUCUUUCUUCUGAUGUCCCCGUCUCUGUGCCUGCUUCCUGGUCCCCAUACUUACCUGGACCACUCACUCUCCUUGCACCCCAGGAUCCAGCUGAUGUGGCCUCUGGGCUCUUCCUUCAGGGGAUUAGCCCACACUCCUUUCUGCUCCUUUCCUGGCCUUGGCCUUCUCCUCGAGGGAGCAGCUUGGGGGAGCAGCUUUGUAUUACAGUGUCUGAGUUUUGCUUCCAGGCAGAGCCAGAAGGGCUGGCACUGGGGUCACUGACCUUGAGAAUCUGCCAGGAGGGAGCAGACAAGUUGGGGUGGGCACUGGCAAGGGGAAAGGACAGGCCUGGAGUUGGGACAGAAGCCGCCUUCUGGCGUGAAUGCAGAGGUCAGGCAGGGCCAAGGAGGUGGGUGUGGCAGGGCCCUUUUCUCUUGGCCAUGGGAGAGAUACCCUCCUCGCAUGGUUCUUGUGUAGUCUCCUCAUCGGCCUCCCAUCCAGGAACCUUAGACAUAAGUGUAGUGUUUAACUAUCAAAGCACCCUUUUUGUUUUUUUUUUGAGACAGGGUCUCCCUAUGUAGUCUAGACUGGCCUUGAACUCACUAUGUACUCCAGGCUGGUCUCCAACUAGCAGUGAUCUUCCUCCUCAGCCUGUGUGCCACCACACUGGGUCUCAGAAUUCAUUUUUGAUCCUGUGGUUGCUGAUCAAAAUUCUGUAGGAUUUCCAGUGCACCAAUGAGAAGAGUGCCUUCUCUCGCUUCUCUAGCUCUGGCUUCUCCUAGUAGGCCUGGCUGUGGUAGCCUCAGCUCCUGCCUCUGCCUUCUCUCUUCCCCUCCUGCCUCACAGGCUGUGAUGUGGGGCCAUCCACAAAGCCCAAAGCAGCUGCCCUGCACGGCGUGUGCCUGCCCCUCUGCUGAGCGGCCUCUCCCAUCAGUUCCCACCAUCCUCAGCGCUGCCUUUCCCAGCCUCUUGCUGCUCUCACACUGGCAUAACAGCUCCUCUCCUCUCUGCCAAAUUCUGUGGAUGGUUUUAGCACUUGGGUGCUGGGGCAUCUGCUGGUCACAAUUUGGAAGUCAUUUCUCCUCUGGGGAGAAAAAAGGGAGGGGAAAGCAGCAGGGGAAGCUGUGGUGCUGACCACCCUUUGUCUCCAUCUGCUGUUGGUAGAGUGAAUCAAUAUGUAUAUGAGAGAGCAAAGGUGUGUCUAGGACAUCUGGGUUCAAGCACAACUGGCUAGGCUAUGGUUCAGGCAUCUUCUGUGAAUUCCUUCACUCUGUCUUCACAGCAGGCAACCCUGUGAUCUCCCCAGGAAAAUGUUAAAUUGACUGUCAGAGAGGUUGGCAACUGACCUGAGGUCACCUAGUGCCAGUGAUUUCUGACUCCAAAGCCCAGCCCUGGAACCCUCCUGGGCAGGGCUUGCAGAACUUUGUGAAUAUCAAUAUAACAAAGAAAAACUAUAAGUUAUUUAUGUUGAGAUUCAAGGCAGUAGUGGGGUGUGGUGGUGCACUCUGGUGUAAUCUCAGAACUCAGGAGGCUGAGGCAGGAGGAUUGCUAUACCUUUGAAGCCUGCCUGGGUUACAUAGUGAGUUCAAGACCAGCCUAAAUUGCAUCAGGAGAUCCUGUCUCAGAAAGACAAAAGCAAGGGCUGAGAAUUUAGCUUAGUGGCACAAGUGCCUGCCUAGUACCAAAAAAAAAAAAAAAAAGGCAAUGUGCUAAGGUGUGGUGGAUGCGUCAACCCUGGGGCUAGCUUGUUGGGUUCAUGACAUCAACUCCACACUUCCUGGCUUCUGAACUUUGGGUAAGUUACUUUUGUGCCUCCAUUUCCUUAUCUGUAAAAUGGAGAUAAUUACAGUUGGUAAUUGUGAGAGUUAAAUGUGUUAAUACAUUUAAAUACUUAGAAGGUGCCUAGGAAGGACUGUAUAUGUAUUAGCUGUUAUUGUCCUGUACAUUAUGCUAUCCCAGAUUGUACUGUAGAUAAGAGGAAUCAAGCACCAUGGUCUGAGAAUAAGGUGUAAGAGCAAACACUUUAAAAUGAAUUAUUUAUAUGCAUUUAGGUUCUUUUUCUCCCAUAAAUUGUGGAAAAUAUCAUUGUUGGGCUUCAGCUACAGAAUACUUUGAUCAGCUUCAUCUAAGCUGCUAUCUGUUGAAGAAUAAGAGCUAAAGCAGGUUCUGCCCAUUUCAGGUACGUGAACCUUUGCUGUGCCACACAGUGAAGGAACUUCUGAGCCAGGCUUGGUGUAGGUCUGCAGUCCCGCCAACCUGGGAAACAGGCAGGAGGAUGAAAGUUUGAGACCAGGCUGGGCAAGUUAUUGACCUAGUGAGACUCUGUCUCAAAUACAAAAAGGACUGGGAUGUAGCUCAGUGUGAGGGUCUUGGGUUUGAUUCCUAGUGCCACAAAAACAAAGUAAGUCUAGAUUUGAUCAGUUGGUUCAUGCUUUGGCUUGCUAUUGCAUUUCCAACACAAUGGUUAAAUGAUUGAAAGAGAGACAGAGGGAUGGACAUUCUGAUGCUGAUGUGGUCUUGCUGGCAAGGAGCCACUGUUAGGGAGAACAGAAAACAUAAUCAUAAUCAGUCAACCAUCCAGCAAGACCCAACGACAGAAAGGUCAGUGGUGGGAAGAGCCAACCAGUGGUGGUCAUCUACCAGUCAGCAUGGGUAGCUCUCUGUGUCUCUGCAUUAUUUGUAAAGAGGAAAGAAGAGCAGAAAAUGUUCCAGCAUGGGAUAUCAUGUUUCGGAUUCCCUCAGAAACAACUGCUUUGAUGUCUUUGCUCCUGAUGAGUGAUUUGGGGAUGACAAUGCACAAAUGUAUGUACUGUUGUUGCCCCUUGGGGGUGGGGGGAAAAACAACCGCCUUUUUGUUUUAUUUUGCUGUACUGACAAUUGAAGCCAAGGCCUUCACACUAAACUACGUUCCUAGCCGUCUUGUUAUAUUUUAUUUUGAGACAAAAUCUUGCUAAAUUUCUCAGGUUGGGUAUGGUCUUCUGAUCACCCUGCCUCGGCCUCCUGGAGUCCUAGGAUUAUAGGCGUGUGUCACCCUGCCCAGCUUUAUUACAGUUUUAUUCACUACAAACAACCAGUUAUAAAGGUAUUACUUUGAGAGACCAGGGAUACAUCCCACAGAACGAAACGAAACUAGACUCAGAAGUGCAGGCCUCCCGGAAGAACGUCCACGUGUAGCCACCUCCUGCACAGCUACUGCCCACCCCAGCCUCCAGGCAGUGCCACUCUAUGCCAGGCUCCUUCCUGCAGGUGCAGACAGCUUUUCCUCUUCAGAGGGAAUCGUUGCCUUUCAGGGACAGCUGCUAAUUGAGGAGACCAGAUUCUUGAAGCCACACACAGGAAUCCUUUUCGUUGGAAAUGCAUGAGCCAGUCAGGGCCUGAGAAAACCAGAUGUGUUUGUUUACUUUGCACAAGUGGAACAUGGGGCAGUCUCCACGCUGGGCAAUCAAAACAGUAGAUCUCUGAGAUGGGGUCUGGAGGGAAAGCUGGCAGGUGGAAGCAGUCAGGAUGGUGGGGUCCAUGCUUGUUACUUUCUAGCUUUAUCAUUUUCUACUCUGCUCUUUAGUUAAUUUCCUUUUCUGUUUGUUUGUUUGUUUUUGUUGAGAUCUUGGUAUGUAGCCCAGGCUGGUCUCUAACCUUCAGUGAUCUAUCUUCUUCAGCCUCCUGAGUGCUGGGAUUAUAAGCAUGCACCACCACACCCGGUUUCCCUUUAUGUUUUUGAAAUUUGGUUUUCUAUCUAUAAAUAUAAAUGCUGUCUACCUCAGGGACUGUGGGCAGGAUUUGUGACAAUAAAUAUGGCAACUGUCUGACAUAUGUCUGGUGCCUGUUAUUCUUUUCCUGUGCUCAGAAUCUCUUAACUCGGUACAAAUGGGACUUUUUGCCACAUUUCUGACCAGUUAUAUCAGAAUCUCCCAGGGUGGAGCCCUGGGGCCCAGGGAUGAAUGAGCAUUUGGCCAAAAUCUCUCCAUGAGUCUAUUGUACCACUCAGUUAAUCAUCACUGUUCUGUUCUAUGCUGUUGUGACCUAGAAUAAAAACUAUAAAUUUUGGUCUUCUCUGGUUCCUGGCACAGAACAUCUAAAAUCUCUGUAAUUUCCUGAGCGUUGGAGGUGCUAACAGGAUCUUUUGUUCUGAUUUUGGUUUUGACUCUGGUUCCUGAUAGCUCAGUCUGGCAGGCUCCUGGGUUGGUGUGGCUCACCAGAAAAUGAAGCAAGAGUGGAGAGGGGUUGGAGGUUGAGUUAAUGAACCAUCAUGCCUGCAUGAGGAAACCACCAUAAAAACCCUCCAAACAAGGGCUGGAGGUGCAGCUCAACAGAGGAGCGCUCAUCUAGCAUGAGCAUGACUCUGAGUUGUCCUUGGUAGAGCCAAAACCAAAAAAUCCUCUGCAGCAGAUUUUGAAGAGCUUCCACAUUGCAGCUCACAAGGGUGGCACUUGGAGACAAAGCCGGCAACAUAACCUUUCCCUGCGCCUUGCCCUGUGCAUCUCUUACCUCCAGCUGGCCAAUCGUUUCUUUUAAAAUAUCCUUUGGAAGAAAUCAGCAGUAACAAGGAAGUUGUUUUUCCGUGUUCUGUGAGUUGCCCUAGUAAAUCCUGCACCUAAGCAGAGGGCGGGAGAAGCUCUGAUUCAUAGCCACACUGAUUUAUGGGUGCCUUGUGGACCUAGCAUUCCACAUGGGCGUCUGAAUGGGGUGGGUCUACCCUACAGAAUGGAGCAUUAACCCAAGGGCUGGGCAUGAACUCUGGUUGGUGUAGGACACCCUGUGGGUGUUGGAGAAUCAGUUGCUAUGGAGAAAAGACCGACACAUGGACAUGUCCUGUGUUGAGUUAGAGUACAGAAAAAAUAUUCCUUAUUUUUUCCAUAUGUACCACCCUAAAAAAAGCUUUUCUUCUCCUUAUCUUUUAACCAUUUUUUUUUUUUUUUUUUGUACUAGGGUUUGAAUCAAGGGCCUUCACUGUGAGACCCCAGUCUCUUCCUCCUCCUUUUUAGGGCAGGGGUCUUCCUAAACUGUAAACUGCCCAGUAUGGAGAACCAAGUAGAGAUCUUCAACUACCUGUAGAGGGAGCUAUGGCGAAGGAUGGAGAAAAAAACAAAUGUAGUGAUUUAAAACGGCAUGGGGUGGGGGUGAGGACUGGCGAUUUAGCUCAGCAGCUCAAGUGCUUGCCUGGCCUGUCGCUCCUGCUGCCCCCCACCACACUGGCAGCCCUGGCCGACAGCUGGCUCCAAGAGGACUGCCCAGGCCUCAACUUUGCAGCCCUGGCCACUGGAGCUGUCCCUUCACAGGCUGCACUAUGGGCCAAAUCCCCCGGCGUCCUGGCUGGGCGCCCUUUCUUUGAUGCCAUCUUUGCCCAGCUUGACUGCCAGGUCUCCUGGUUCCUCCCUGAGGGAUCGAGGCUGGUACCUGUGGUCAAGGUGGCAGAGGUCCGGGGCCCUGCCCACCACCUGCUGCUGGGGGAACGGGUGGCCCUGAACAUGCUGGCCCGCUGCAGCGGCAUUGCCAGUGCUGCUGCCACAGCUGUGGAACUCACCAAGGCAGCUGGCUGGGCAGGGCGUGUGGCCGGCACGAGGAAGACCACUCCAGGCUUCCGGCUGGUGGAGAAGUACGGGCUGCUGGCCGGUGGUGCUGCCUGCCACCGUUACGACCUGGGCGGGCUGGUGAUGGUGAAGGACAAUCACAUCGUGGCAGCCGGCAGUGUGGACAAGCUGCUUGGUCUGAUGGUCAAGAGCAAAAGACAGAAGCCAGGCACCAUGGCCAUAUGCCUGUACUCCCAGCAAUUCAGGAGGCUGAGACAGAAAAAUCACAAGUUAAAGGCAGUGCGGGGUGCCCGGCUGGCAGCAGGCUUUGAGCUCAAGGUAGAGGUGGAGUGCGGCAGCCUGCACGAGGCGGUCCAGGCAGCCCACGCGGGUGCCGACCUGGUCAUGCUGGACAACUUCAAGCCUGAGGAGCUGCACCCCACAGCUGCGGCGCUGAAGGCCCAGUUUCCACAGGUGGCUGUGGAAGCGAGCGGGGGCAUCACCCUGAACAACCUGCCCCAGUUCUGCGGGCCCCAUGUCGAUGUCAUCUCUUUGGGGAUGCUGACCCAGGCAGCCCCAGCCCUCGACUUUUCCCUCAAGCUGUUUGCUGAAGAAGCUGUCACCCCCCAAUUCUAAAGCUGAAAAGGAUGCCAGGGCUGUGGGUUGACUUGGCUCAUGAGGACCCUCAGGUCACACAUCUUUAGGUUCAGUGGCCAACAGGAUAUAACCAGAAUUGGCCCAGGCUCAGCCUGCUCUGCUGCCUACUGCUGUGUGACCCACCAAGGCUGACUUCACCCUUGUUCACCUCAGUUUCCUAAUCUGAAAAUGGGUCUAAUAAAUGAUCAGCCUUUUGGGGUCUCUUGCUGAUAAGUACCACAUAAUAAGUGGUCAGUAAAGAAAUUACUCUAAUUCA